GGAGGUGGUGGUCUGUCGACUGUCUUCCACGGUUUGGAUCCCAGCGCAGCCCCCAUGGGCAGGGCUACUUUCUUCUUUCUACCCACUCUAGUAAUUUCUUCCUCCACUGUGUUGGCUUUCCCUUAGGUUUCUUGGCCCUGUUCCUGCCCGAGCAGGACUUUUUUUAGGGGCACCGUUGGGGAAGCCUCACGCGGGAGCCUUAUCCCCAUGAAGAUUCCACUGGUAACUCUCCAACCUCGUCACCAUGAAUGGGGUCCUGAUCCCCCAUACACCCAUCGCUGUGGACUUCUGGAGCCUGCGCCGGGCUGGUUCCGCGCGGCUUUUCUUCUUGUCCCACAUUCAUUCGGACCACACCGUGGGCCUGUCUAGCACCUGGGCCCGGCCCCUCUACUGCUCCCCAGUCACUGCCCACCUCUUGCAUCGUCGCCUACAGGUAUCUAAGCAGUGGAUCCGAGCCCUGGAGGUUGGUGAGAGUCACGUACUGCCUCUAGAUGAAAUUGGGAAAGAGACCAUGACUGUAACCCUCAUCGAUGCCAAUCACUGCCCUGGCUCUGUCAUGUUUCUCUUUGAAGGAUACUUUGGAACCAUCCUCUACACAGGUGAUUUUCGAUAUACACCAUCCAUGCUAAAGGAGCCAGCCCUGAGAUUGGGGAAGCAGAUCCAUACCUUAUACCUAGACAACACCAAUUGCAACCCAGCCCUGAUUCUUCCUUCCCAGCAAGAAGCUACCCACCAGAUUAUCAAACUCAUUCGAAAGUACCCACAACAUAAUAUAAAGAUCGGACUCUACAGCCUGGGAAAGGAGUCCCUGCUGGAGCAGCUGGCCCUGGAGUUUCGGACAUGGGUGGUGUUGAGUCCUCGGCGCCUGGAGUUGGUGCAGCUGUUGGGUCUGGCAGAUGUGUUCACAGUGGAGGAGAAUGCUGGCCGCAUCCAUGCUGUGGACCGUACAGAGAUCUGCCUUUCUACCAUGCUGCACUGGAACCGGACCCACCCUACUAUUGCUAUCCUUCCCACAAGCCGGAAAAUCCACAUCUCCCACCCUGAUAUCCACAUCAUUCCUUACUCUGACCAUUCCUCCUACUCUGAGCUUCGUGCCUUUGUGGCAGCACUGAAGCCCUGCCAGGUGGUGCCCAUUGUCAGUGGACAGCCUUGUAGACACUACUUUCAGGACAGCCUGAACCCCAGGCUCUCUAUGCCCUUGAUUCCAGCCUCUGUGAGGCAAUACAUGAGUUCCAACUCUAGAAAACAGAGCUUCCUCUGGCUGCUAGAAAGGAGGCUAAAGAAGCCGAGAACCCAGGGUGUUGUGUUUGAAUCCCUUGAGGAAAAUGCUGAUCAGUGUCAACCUGACAGGGACUCAAAGAAGGUCAAGAAAGAGAAGCUUUCUCCCCAGCCUGGGGACCUUGAGCAGCAGCCCUCCCCCUGUACUUUGCAGGUCAAGAAGCAGUUGUUGCCAGACCUCUACAGCAAAGAAUGGGAUCUGUUAGUCCCUUUCUGUGAGUCUCAGGGGAUGGCAACUGUGGUGACUGCCCCCUUGGGCUUGUCGGUGCAGUUAAGGUGUACAGAUGAGGAGUUUAUCUCUCUGAAAACUGGGGAGGAAAUUAGUUUAGAGCCCCACUUGUUACCCAGGGGAGACAAUGAUGGCCCAGCAACCACAGGGAACCAGAGUGCUUGGAUUGGCAAAGAUUCUUCUCUGUCUCCCAGCAGCAGGGCUGGCCCUCUUCUGACUUCUGGGUUCAGGGGCCUGGCACUAAAAUACCUCCUGACUCCAGUGAACUUUUUCCAGGCAGAGUUCUCUUCCAGGAGCUUUGACCAGCAAGUGGAAAAAUACCGAAGAACCCUUGCUGAAGUACAGAGGAGAGCACAGAAUGACACCCUUGUUUGAUCCAGCACUGUGGUUUUGAAGAUAGUGGCUGAUGGCACUAUUUGUUUUGGGCCUUGCUUUUCUAUCUUCCUGGAUCCCUAAGGGCUCACCCUGCAACAGCACUUCCUAGUCCCUAUGGAAUCCUUAGUUUUAUAGUUGAGUAUGUUUGAAAAGCACGUCUCAUCAUAAUCCCUUCACAGUAUACGUGAGUACAUUAAAGGUUCUGAGAAGUCCUGCAGGAAUUUAAUCUGUUUAACUUCGUCUAACCCAGUAUUUCUCAAACUUUUUUGAACAUGCAACCCUUUUAUGUGGGUGCAAAACAGAGAUAGAGUCAGAAUCAAGAAGGAGCGGAUUAUUUUCCAUUGUUAUUUUGUGUGUCAUGUCCCAUCUGCUGUGUCCCCUUCUCCCUCUUCCCAGACUAAAGUCCCUAGGUAGUUCUAUUUUUAAGUUAUGAACAAACUGUGGUGCUGGACGGUCAAUAUGAUUUGGUUAAGUGGUGGCCCAGGCAGCACGUUCCAAUCCUGAGUGUCACUGACUUGCUGUGACCCCAUCCAAGUGACUUCCUGUUACUGCUUCUUGGAGAGAACAGGAAGCGAUGAAGAGGCCUUCUUGGAUCAGUGGUGAAAAAUUCCACCUCUGACUCCUUCAUGAGGGACUGCAGUUAGUGUCACUGAGGACCUAUUGGAGCAGAACCAGCUAGGGGGUUGGGUACCCCUUAUCAAGGCAGUACCUGUAGCCCAGCUGAACAGUCAGGCUGCCAGCUGCUCCGGGUCCCUGACAAUUUGGCUGAAAUAAAGUUACAAAAGAUCACGUGUGCUGUGAGCUAUUCCUCUGAUUGUUCGCAUAGCUGGGAUGUUUGUUGCCCCUCCUCCCCGCUGGGUUGA
Trichechus manatus latirostris (Florida manatee) is the source of this 2745-nucleotide messenger RNA. RefSeq names its product DNA cross-link repair 1B (gene DCLRE1B). The coding region runs from base 245 to 1882 and encodes 545 amino acids. Gene Ontology annotation, biological process: double-strand break repair via nonhomologous end joining; telomere maintenance; interstrand cross-link repair. The record is from RefSeq and is a predicted model, not a curated record. The transcript is spliced from 4 exons. Lineage: Eukaryota; Metazoa; Chordata; Mammalia; Sirenia; Trichechidae. Gene Ontology annotation, molecular function: 5'-3' DNA exonuclease activity; damaged DNA binding.